AUGCUUUUCCGAACCGCCACUUCUGUUGCCAUUCUGGCCGCCGCCGCUCAUGUCAGCGCCGAGCCCAAGCCCUACCGCCUGGCCAUGAUGCCCGUCCUUGGAAUGAGCCUCGGUCGCCGCGACACCAACGGCUACAAGCCUGAGCAGACUCAGUGCGGUGAUGGCGAGACUUGCUCCGAGGCCUGUGGCGCUUCGUACACCGAGUGCUCUGCCAGCAGCUCCGCGAAGUCUCACUGCUUCAACCCUACUGUUGGUCAGAGCUGCUGCACUGACGGCUCCGGCAACGCCUGUGACUCUGGCUACUACUGCACCCACGACUCUGCCGCCAACACCUGGUGCUGCCCGGACAGCAUGGAUCUGGCUGCCUGCGCCGCUGCUUACAAGGUAGCCGGCACUCUCGAGGCUGCCACUGCUGUCUCAACGACGUCUACUUCCACUUCCACCACCAAGACCAGCACUUCAACCACCAGCACUUCAACUACCACCACUGCUGCUCUCACCACCACGAGCACCACCAGCACCACCGAGGCUCCCACCACCACUGCCGCCCCUACAACCACCGCUGCUCCUACCACCACUGCCGCUCCUACCACGACUGAGGUCGAGGAGACCACUGCUGCUCCCGCCACCAGUGCCGGCUUCACCAGCGCCAUCGGCGGCUUUAACAGCACCGCUACGACUGCUGUGCCCAUCAAGCCCAACCAGUCCAAGACUCCUCAGGGCCCCGUUGCUUCCAUCGCCACGGGUGCUCCCCAGCCUUCUCAGCCCUCCACCAUCAGCGGUGCUGCCACCACCAGUGCUAGCGCCCUGCUGCUUCUCGCUGCUGGUGUCAUUGCUCUCCUGUAA
Trichoderma gamsii is the source of this 846-nucleotide messenger RNA. RefSeq lists its product as hypothetical. NCBI's taxonomy places the organism in Eukaryota, Fungi, Ascomycota, Sordariomycetes, Hypocreales, Hypocreaceae. The coding region runs from base 1 to 846 and encodes 281 amino acids. The transcript is spliced from 2 exons. The record is from RefSeq and is a predicted model, not a curated record.